AUGGACUUCAUAAAAAAACUUCUAUGUGUUCUAUUCCUGUUAGUGUUUUCUAUCCUAAUACGUCGUCAGAGGGGGAGAUUCCUCAACGAACCAACAAUGACAUAUAGUCUUAUGAUGAUCAACUCAAUAGUAGAAAGAGGAAGGCUUCCUUCCCAUGGGCAGCAAAAUAAUGCUGAAAUUGGAAUUUCCUCAACUCCUUCUCAUUCCAAGAAAAUCAAGUUAACAGUUAAUAUGAAAGAACUCGCUAAGAACUUUGAAAUGACUACUAAGGAGGUUAGAGAAUUCAAGUUGGAACACAAUGCUUCAGUUCGGACAAGAAAAGAGUAG
Molecule: messenger RNA, 327 nt
Organism: Lactuca saligna
Lineage: Eukaryota; Viridiplantae; Streptophyta; Magnoliopsida; Asterales; Asteraceae
Source: the annotation of a GenBank genome assembly